AGGUGCAAUACCCAAAGCUGUUACAAGGCGAAGCGUCCUGAGUCUCCUAGAACCACCUCUGUCAACUUACCCCACGCCGUCAGAACAGCCAUGAUCCGCCAGCGUUACCGGAUCAAGCGUAAGAUCAGUGACGCACUGUACGGCUGCGUAUGCGCCUGUGAGGACACGCACCGCGACAAUGAGCUCGUUGCCAUCAAGCAGGUAUCACUCGAGCUGGCCGCCGGUCUGCUCGAGGCGCAUCCUAACGCUGACAACCCGUGGCAGGAGUGUCGCGUCAUCACCAAGCUGCUGGCGCUGCCGCAGCACCCGAACAUCGUGCAUUUCCGCCAGGAAUUCCUGCACAACGAGUCCUGGUUCGUAGUCAUGGAGCAUUGCCCUCAAGGGGACCUCUGGGACCGUGUAAAGCGCUCGCCCAAUAGCCGAGUGCCUGAGCGUGAGGCGCUGCGACUCUUCCGUGAGGUCACAAUGGGACUACAGUUUCUGCACUCAAAUGGCAUCGCUCACCGAGACGUGUCGCUCGAGAAUGUGCUGAUGCGCAAUGGUGUGUGCAAGAUCUCGGAUUUCGGACUCGCCACGGACGCCCAGCGCACGUGCAAGAACGAUGUUGUGGGUAAGGCGUCCUACAUGGCACCAGAGGUCGUGGCGGGCGAGGACUACUCAGCCGUUCUCGCCGAUAUGUGGUCGCUGGGCAUCGUACUGUUCGUCAUGCUGACGGGCUCACCGCUCGUGCACAUUGCAUCCGAGAACGAAAAUGCCUUUGCGGCCUUCCUGCAGCUCGGAGUUCGUCGCGUGGUGCGCGCAUGGAAGAUGUCAUCGUUCAUUUCGGAGGAAGUGUGCGACCUGAUGUCGGCGCUGCUGCAGCGAGACCCAACUCAGCGCUUCACGGCAGCCGAAGUGCUCGCCCACCCACUGCUGCAGCUGCCAUGAAGUUCUUUCCUCUUAACGUGUUUGUGCGGGUUCGCAGCUAGCGUUUUUUUUAGCUGUUAGUUUGUUGGCGUUCGCAUCACGUGUCCGCUAUUAUACAUCUCGAUGUUGAAGUCAGUGCAUAUGUCAAAGUGGAAAUGGAGGCUGAACACGCCAAUACAGCGGUUUACUAACACAGACGGCACCUAAGC
Messenger RNA from Phytophthora nicotianae INRA-310, 1115 nucleotides. RefSeq names its product serine/threonine protein kinase. The transcript has a single exon. The coding region runs from base 91 to 927 and encodes 278 amino acids. NCBI's taxonomy places the organism in Eukaryota, Oomycota, Peronosporomycetes, Peronosporales, Peronosporaceae. Gene Ontology annotation, molecular function: ATP binding; protein kinase activity. The record is from RefSeq and is a predicted model, not a curated record. Gene Ontology annotation, biological process: protein phosphorylation.